Molecule: messenger RNA, 1408 nt
Organism: Tuber melanosporum (Perigord truffle)
Lineage: Eukaryota; Fungi; Ascomycota; Pezizomycetes; Pezizales; Tuberaceae
Exons: 1
Coding region: 1-216 (71 amino acids)
Source: RefSeq, a predicted model, not a curated record
AUGAUGUACCAUACUAGUACCGCACCUGCACUUUGUCAUUGUAGAAAAUCGUUAACUUAUCGCAAAUCUAAACAACAAACGGGAGCGGUACUUGUAUGGUACAUCAUGGCUGCCGAGGCACCACCUCAUAUACCCGGAGUGUUACGAGAACUUUGCGGGCGCAAGCACUCUACUAGUAGUGCAUCUUACUGUACUGUACAAGUACAGUACUUAUAGCAAUCUUAGUUGUAUUAUUCUCCCGCCCCACCAGUGCAACUUUGAAUCAACUCCAAGCACCUCAAUAAACCACCCGUACCAUAGCGGUAUUUCUUCGAAAAAACACGGUAUUCCAUCCGCACCGCAGUAUCAAGAUAUCAAAUCCCCACCCCGCCAGAUUCAACCGAAUCAAACCAAGACUCGCCAACCGCUCACCCGCCGGUGCCCAAUCCUCAAACAGUCCAUUACAGUACGUACCCUCUCCUCCUCCCCCCGAUGCUUGUAUUUUUAGCUCGGGAUCCCCCUUCAAAAGACCUAAACCACUUGUGCCCUACAACCAAACAACCUCACCCGCACCACAAACACAUUACGAAAAAUUCCCAAAUAAAAAAUCGAACCACUUCCAGCGCCUACCGUAACUCAAAUCUCCCAUCCAUCCAUCCAUCCACCGUCCAGCUGCGGGGCUGCGGUGAGUUAUAGAUAGAACGAUGAAUGAAACGAAAUACCGUGGAUGCCAUCCUUCUGAAACAUGCAGGAGGCUUGCUUACUUUUUGGCUUGAGCAGCGUUCGCCUCAACGCAGCGUGCUGCUGUGGUUAGAUCGAACCCAAAAGCUGUCUUGAGUUACCGGUAAUUCCGUUCUGCGAAUCGGUGUGGUAAGAGGCGUUUUGAGAGCUGUGGGAGUGCGUAUGGCACUUUACCCCAAGGCAUCCUCUCUGCCAGGGAGGGCGUGGGGCGGGAAAGCAACGGGAGGUUAAUCUAGCGAUGCUUAUUUCUGCAGAUGCGGGGGAGAUUACUGUUCUAUGCUAACGCUUAUUAUAUAGGAUAAGGCUUGCUUACUAGGUAUUGUACGUGUACAAUACCGCUGUGGGGUCCCGGGUUUGUUGUAAUAUUAGGUUCGUGCUUUGGGCCCUUACAUAGUGUCGGGCUUUUACAGUGUCAACGCUUUUUGCAUACGCUGGCUGGGAGGUAUGCCUUAUCGCCGUCAAGGUCUGGGAGAUAUAUCGCCCGAACUUGUCCUGGGAGGAGAAGGUGGACUUGAUACCGUUCUGAUACUGUGCUACGAUACAGUAAUGGCGGAUCAAGUACUGUACAAGGAUAUCGUAUCGUGCGACACCGAUUUACCAGAAGGACGCCAACUCAUUGUGCUACAGUAUUACCAGUAUAUAGGUCUAUGAUAACAUUGAGUGCUGGAAUUAAAGGAAAAAGGGGAAA